AGCAGGGAAGGCAGAGGCAGCCAGAGCCACAGGCGGACAGAGACUGAGAGGGGAGGACGGCCAGACAGAGCGUGGGAAGGGAAGGCUCAGGACAGACAGAGCAGCGAGGGCAGACAGAGCACAGGCUGAGAAGGCCAGGGGAAGUAGGAAGACCCGUGUGGUGCCCAGGCAGGGCGGUACAUGGCCCGGGAUGGUGGCAGAGGGGAGCGCCGGCCCCUGCUGGGGCAGGAAGAGGCCCCGGCCGGGGGUUUAUGGGAUGCCUUCGAGGGCCGGAAGGCGGCCUGUGCGGCCGUGCUGCUGGUGGAAAUCCUGGAGCGGGCAGCUUUCUUCGGCAUCGUCUCCAAUCUUGUCCUCUACCUCAACAGCAGCAACUUCAAUUGGGGAGGGUCACAGGCCUCGCGGGCCUCCCUGCUCUUCCUGGGCGCCUCCUACCUGCUCUCGCCCGUCGGGGGCUGGCUGGCUGACGUUUACCUGGGCCGCUACUGGACCAUCACGCUAAGCUUCCUGCUCUACCUGGUGUCGGCCUGCCUGCUGCCCGCCACGGCCUCAUCGGACGGGCGACUCUUUCUGUGCGGGGACAUGCCGGCCUACUCGCUGCAGAAUACCUGUCAGAACCAGAGUGGGGAGUGCCAGCAGUCGGCACCCGGCCACUACUGCGCCCCUCUGAUGUACACCGGCCUGCUGCUGCUGGCACUGGGCAUCAGCUCCGUCAAGGCCAACCUCACCCCUUUUGGCGCCGACCAGGUGACGGACCGUGGCCGCAACGCCACACGGCGCUUCUUCAACUGGUUCUACUGGAGCAUUAACAUCGGGGCCGUGAUCUCGCUGCUCGUGGUGGCCUUCAUACAGCAGAAUGUCAACUUCCUCAUCGGCUACACCAUCCCCGCGGCCUGCGUGGCCUUGGCCCUCCUCGUCUUCCUCCUGGCCGCCCCCACCUUCAUCACCAAGCCCCCUGCGGGCAGCCAGGUCUCUGCCAUGCUCAGGCUGGCCUUCCGAGGCAGCUGUGGCAGCCGAGUGCGCCGUAUCAGGCCGAGCUCUCUCCAAUCAGAAGCCCAGGGCGUGGAUCCUCUCCUUGACGGUAAAUCGCAGCCCCGGGCUCCUUCGUCCGAGGAGGAUCUUGCCAACUUCCAGGUGAUGGCCAAGAUCCUGCCGGUGCUACUGACCUUCAUUCCGUACUGGAUGGUCUACUUCCAGAUGCAGUCGACUUACUAUCUGCAAGGCCUGCACCUCUUCAUCCCCAACAUCUUCCAGCACAACAAGACAGGCAGCAGCGAGGGCAGCAGCUACGCGUUCCCUGAUGCCUGGCUCCUGUUAGCCAAUGUGGUAGUCCUGCUGAUUCUGGUCCCGCUGAAGGAUCGAGUCAUUGACCCGUUCCUGGUGAGGCGGAAGCUGCUGCCCUCGGUGCUGAAGAGGAUGGCCCUGGGCAUGUUCUUUGGCCUCACCUCUAUCAUUGUGGCAGGCACCCUGGAGACCAAGAGGCUGCAGUAUGUGAAGAACAACCAGACCAUCUCACAGCGCAUUGGAGAGGACAUGUACACUGCCGCCACGCUGCCCAUCUGGUGGCAGAUUCCCCAGUACCUGCUCAUCGGCAUCAGCGAAAUCUUCGCCAGCAUUCCAGGGCUGGAAUUUGCCUACUCUGAGGCCCCCAAGUCCAUGCAGGGAGCUAUCAUGGGACUCUUUUUCUUCAUUUCCGGCGUGGGCUCGCUCCUGGGCUCUGGGCUGUUGACUCUCCUCUCAAUGUCGGAGCAUGGCUGGAUGGACUGCCCCAAGGACUACGGGAACAUUAACAAUUGCCACAUGGACUAUUACUUCUUCCUCCUGGCUGGGAUCCAGACUGUGACCUGCAUGCUCUUCUUCUGGAUCUCUGGCCGCUACGAGAGGCAACAGCAGCCCAACUGCCACGCCUGUGUUGGCCACGAAGGGGACUGAGGGGACCCUGCCCCCCUCCAGCUGCCCCUUUCUGCUCAGUGACUUGCCCGGCUUGGGCUGGUGGAUGGAACUACUCCCAAGCAGUGCAGCAGGGUCAGCAAACCUCCCCGGGGAAGGGGGAGGAGGGAUGCCCCUAGUAGGACACCAGGGACUCUCACCCAUAAGGCACCCAUGGGACGCUGGGACAGCCCCAAGGGGGAGGGGGAUGCCCUAAAGGGCAGAGCCCCCUCAUGGCUCACUUGGGGGCUUGCUCUUUCUCCUUGUCGGAGACCCUUGGGAAACGUUGUCCUGCCUCCUUGGCUACCCCCAGGCUUUAAGAUCCACCCUCCAGGCCCAGAAUUCCUAAGGAUUCCCUCUCUUGCCUGGGUUUUGCCAUCCAGCAGGGUCCUGACAUGGCCGAUCUCCUGGGACGGGCACCAGUAAGGGGUUAAAUCAACAGGCAGAAGGAACUUGAAAUGAGGGGUUGGGGAAUGAUUCCCAGAGCCCAGGAGAGGGCGGAAGAUUUGCCCCAUCCUACACAAGGAAAAAAUCUCCUUCUCAGCCCGUACUAAUAUCAGGGCUCAACUGGGCAAAGGCUGGAUACAAUCUCAUAGAGUGGCAAACCUGCUGGCACCACUGGUGGAUAGGACCUCAGAACUGCCAUGAUCCGUGUUACUCUGUGUAAUGCUAAAUGGGCUCUGAUGGGGAGAGGGCAGCGGUGGUGGGUUGUGCCUGGCUGUUCUCUGGGGGUUGGUCCAAGUGGAGGUGUUUGUAAAGAUGGAAUUUUAGAGCGUGGGGGCUUUAAUUUAUUCUGGGGGGAGAGGGAGUUAGAUAAAGGUGCUCCAAGCCACCAGCACCCGGUGGAAAAGACAGAGGGGUGAAUGCAAUGGCCCUUAAGUGCCCAGCCAGUAUCUAUUUACAAUUUUAUGACGCGUGAAAAUAAUGCAGGGAAAAGCACAGCAGAACUCAAAGCAAAAAAGUGUUCCUGUAAAAAAACAACACUCCACUGGAAAGAGAUUUCUGUAAACGAACAAGACUUGCCCCUGGAGCCUUUGCAACCCACACACUGUGGGAGAUACUGAAACGGAAUGGCCUGUUAUCAAGGAUGGGGAUUGCAGUUCAUGGCAAGGGUCCACUUCCGAACAGUCUAUAAGGGGUUGAUACGUGAUGGCUGGCUGUUCUAAGCAGUUUAAAAAUAUGACCAGUGUGUGCCAGAGCUGCUCUUGAGCACAUCAGCAGAAGGUACUAGAGCUGGUUAAGUGGCUAGUAAGAUUAUUAUGAGUACUGCCGUGUGCCGUUGCAGAUGCAGAACAAGGUGCUGGUCCCUCCUCACCUCACCUAAGUCAAAGACAACAGACAGCUGGAGGAGCACCAGGAAACAAUGAGGCAAUAUUGCUCAGUGGUCUCAGUGCACCAGUUGGCAAGUUUGUGGUAGGCAGCCCGGCAGAGCAGAGUUUGACAGGAGGAUAAAGCAGAUAGUUAUGACGAGUAGCAGCCUGGGAGAGAGCACAAAGGUGCUUGUUUGAAAAUUGACCAAGUGGGCGAUUGCUGCUGGCACCACUGGCAGAGUGGCACGGGACAGAAUGGACUAAUGAUCUAUAACAAAUUAAUAGGGCUGUCAAUUAAUUGCAGUUAACUCAAGCAAUUAACUCAAAACAAUUAACUCAAUUAAAAAAAUGUGAUUCAUCACAAUUUUAAUCACACUGUUAAUUGAAUACCCGUUGAAAUUAUAUUUUUGCAUGUUCUUCUACAUUUUCAAAUCUAUUGAUUUCAAUUACAACACAGAAUACAAAGUGUACAGUGCUCUCUUUAGAUUAUUUUUGAUUAUCUUUUUUACAGUGCAAAUAUUUUUAAACAAUAAGUAAUAUUUUUCAAUUCACCUCAUACAAGUACUGUUGUGCAAUCUCUUCAUGGUGAAAGUGCAGUUUUCAAAUAUAGAUUUUUUUGUUACAUAGCUGCACUCAAAACAGCUUAAAACUUUAGAGCUUGCAAGUCCACUCAGUCCUACUUCUUGUUCAGCCAAUCGCUAAGACAAACAAGUUUGUUUACAUUUAUGGGCAAUAAUGCUGCCCACUUCUUAUUUACAAUUAAAACGAGAACAGAUGUUCACAUGGCAUUUUUGUAGCCGGCAUUGCAAGGUAUUUACGUGCCAGAUGUGCAAAACCAGUGGUUGGCAACCUAUGGCCCAUGUGCCAAAGGCGGCAUGCAAGCUGAUUUUCAGUGGCACUCACACUGCUCGGGUCCUAGCCACCGGUCCAGGGGGCUCUGCAUUUUAAUUUAAUUUUAAAUGAAGCUUUUUAAACAUUUUAAAAACCUUAUUUACUUUACAUAAAAUAAUAGUUUAGUUAUAUAUUAUAGACUUAUAGAAAGAGACCUUCUAAAAACGUUAAAAUGUAUUCCUGGCACACGAAACCUUAAAUUAGAGUGAAUAAAUGAAGACUCAGCACACCACUUCUGAAAGGUUGCCGACCCCUGUGCUAAACAUUUGUAUGCCCCUUUGUGCUUUAGCCACCAUUCCAGAGGACAUGCUUCCAAGACUGAUUGGACUUGUAGGCUCUAAAGUGUUACAUUUUUUUAUUUUUGAGUGCAGUUAUGUAAAAAAAAUAAAUAACUCUACAUUUGUAAGUUGCACUUUCAAAGAGAUGGCACUACCGUACUUGUAUGAGGUGAAUUGAAAUACAAUUUCUUUUCUUUUUUACUAUGCAGAUAUAGGUAACCAAAAAUAAUAAUCUAAAGUGAGCAUUGUACACUUUGUAUUCUGUGUCUGGUGGCACCUUAAAGACUAACAGAUUUAUUUCAGCAUAAGCUUUCGUGGGUAAAAACCCCACUUCUUCGA
Molecule: messenger RNA, 4744 nt
Organism: Caretta caretta (loggerhead turtle)
Lineage: Eukaryota; Metazoa; Chordata; Testudines; Cheloniidae
Gene: SLC15A3
Product: solute carrier family 15 member 3
Biological process (GO): transmembrane transport
Cellular component (GO): membrane
Molecular function (GO): transmembrane transporter activity
Source: RefSeq, a predicted model, not a curated record